Debaryomyces tyrocola is the source of this 804-nucleotide messenger RNA. Lineage: Eukaryota; Fungi; Ascomycota; Pichiomycetes; Serinales; Debaryomycetaceae. The record is from the annotation of a GenBank genome assembly.
AUGGCACCAACGUAUCUCCCUUUCGAAGAACCAGGUGCUAUAACGUUACUUAUAUAUUCUUCAUUUUUGCUUUUUCUUAAUGGUUUGAAUUACAUUCUUAAUACAUUUGUNUUUUGUGGACUAGUUGGGCAGAUUCUUCUAGGUGUUUGCUAUGGAGUACCUGGUACAAAUUGGCUCAGUAAACAUUCCCAAGAAACUUUUAUGGAAUUGGGGUACAUUGGAUUACUCUUGAUGGUAUACGAAGGAGGAUUGUCUACUUCUUUCAACGAUUUGAAAGCCAAUUUUCAUAUAGCACUCUUGGUUGCUUUCACUGGUGUUAGUCUUCCUAUUGCACUUAGUUUUUCAAUAUUAGGCUAUUCCAAUGCUACACCAGUAGCUGCGUUUGCAGCUGGUGCUGCGCUAAGUUCCACUAGUUUGGGUGCAUCUUUUACUAUCUUAUUAACAUCUGGGUUCAAGCAAAGUAGAGUCGGCAUUAUAUUGACUAGUGCUGCUGUACUAGAUGACAUUUUUGGAUUAGUAAUGAUCAAAAUAAUUUCUAAUUUAGGUAAUGGAUCAUUUAAUGCAAUCAGCGUUAUACGUCCCGUAUUUGUUUCAAUAGCGCUUAUAGUUAUAGUUGGGGUAGUUGUUAAAUUUUUUGUGCUUCCGUUUGCAUUAUGGUUUAGAAAACAAAAAAGAACAUUUCCAAGAAUCUUGAGAAUAUUAUUAAUGACAAAAAAGUAUUAUUUUGUGUUACAUACUAUUGCACUAAUUGGUCUAAUUACUGGAGCAACAUAUGCUGGAGCGUCAAAUUUAACGGCUGCAUAU